AGUUUUAUAGUAAAUUAUGAUGCUGAAAGAAUAUUAUAAAUUACAAAAACUCCCGAAAAUCAGUAGGGGGUGAUUGAUUGAAGGCGAGGUAGGGAUGGAAGGCGAGUCAACUCUGGUGAUGGUAGCAGUGAGUGAGUCGACGAUCAACGGUUAUCCACAUGCUUCCAUUAGCAGUAAAGGAGCAUUCGAGUGGACUCUUAACAAGAUCGUUCGUUCCAACACUUCUGGUUUCAAACUCCUUUUCCUUCAUGUCCAAGUUCCCGAUGAAGAUGGUUUUGAAGAUAUGGAUAGCAUAUUUGCAUCACCUGAGGAUUUCAAGGGCAUGAAAAACAGGGACAAGAUUAGAGGACUCCAUCUGCUGGAGUACUUUGUUAACCGCUGUCAUGAAAUUGGGGUUCCUUGUGAAGCAUGGACAAAGAAAGGUGAUCCCAAGGAAAUCAUCUGCCACGAAGUCAAACGUGUACAACCAGAUCUUCUUGUGGUUGGUUGCCGUGGUCUUGGUCCUUUUCAGAGGGUUUUCGUGGGAACUGUAAGCGAGUUCUGUGUCAAGCAUGCUGAAUGUCCUGUUGUUACAAUUAAGCGCAGUGCAGCUGAGACUCCUCAGGACCCCAUAGAUGAUUAAUUCAUUUGGUGUAUUUGACCGCUUCAUGUUCAACGAUGCAUGCAUAUUAGAUGUCUACUUGUCACAGCGUGAAAAGAUUGUGGGGAUUUUCAUUUUGGUGCUGUUUCUGUAGCCUAUAUCUGUCUGCCUUCUUGUGGAAUUCGUGAUUGCACAUGAUUGUUGUGUACAUGUGUAUGAGCUUUGAGUGCUCCUCAUUACGCUUGGUGUGGUUUGUAUAUAUUUCUCCUUUUUCUGAUGAA
This is a messenger RNA of Capsicum annuum, 861 nucleotides long. Its product is annotated as universal stress protein A-like protein. Lineage: Eukaryota; Viridiplantae; Streptophyta; Magnoliopsida; Solanales; Solanaceae. The transcript has 4 exons. Bases 95 to 622 code for a protein of 175 amino acids. Gene Ontology annotation, molecular function: AMP binding. The record is from RefSeq and is a predicted model, not a curated record.